AUGCGAGACCGCCUGCAAUUGAUCAUUGACUUCUUCCGCCAUUUAUAUCCUCUACCGUCAUACGCCUUUCUAAAUGAAGUCUCAAUAACUCAACGGUGUCUUGAUGGAAGCCUAGACGAGCCACUUCUUCUGGCCAUUUGCGCUGUAUCUUCAUUUCAUCUUCAGUACUCCAAGUACCACCCAGUUUCAACGUCGUCAUGGAUUCAGCGAGCAGAAGAUGUCAUCUGGUCUAAUAUUGAACAGCCAACGAUCUUUAGAACCCAGGCCCUGCUUCUGAUUGUCCACUACAGAAUCGACACUGGAUCGUUCCAGCGUGCUUAUAUGCUAUUCGGUAUCGCUGGCCGUGCAGCUAGUGCUCUGAGAUUGCAAUAUGAGAGGAUCGAUCUUGGACCUGUAGCACAAGAAAUUCGCCGAAGAUUAAUGUGGUGCAUGAUGCUUAUCAACGGUCGUUUCUCUAUUGGGCUUCCAGAAUCAGAAGUUUGCUCGCCAGACCUGAUCUACCUCAAAAUGCCAUGUGUCGAAGAGGAAUUUCACGCGGACAAGGAUUCCAUGGUUGACGAUGAACCCUUGACAUUGGAUGGAAUAUCUGAAAACGGGCUUCUCUCGACUCACAUCAAACAGACUACGAUCUUGCGCGAUGUCAUGAGGUUGACGCGACAAGCACGUCUCUCAUCUCAGCCUAUGCCACAACUCCCUGAUUUGGUCGACGAAUUUGUUAAGAUGCUACAACAACUUCAAAUUCCACAAUAUAGUUGCCAAGAACUGAAACGAUACGCGUCUUCUAGGUGGCUCACACGAUAUCUGACGGUACAUCUCACUUGGCAUCAAGCUCAUUGCGAUGCAUACAGGCUGUUUCUCUCAGGCUACCGUGAAGCGGCUUCUGACGCUGUUCUAUCAUCCUGCCAACCUGCACGCAUCACCAUGGGUGCUAGACUUUGCCUUUAUCACGCUCGGGCGAAUAUUGCGAUUAUGGAGGAUCUUUCGAUGCUUGGAGAUGUGAUGCGAGUGAAUCACCAUAUACUGGCUAUCUGCGCUUACCACGCAAGUCGCCUGAUUCUAUUCCUGAGUAGGUCUUCAUUGAUCCCCUCAGAGUCCAAUCUCACACCGCAAGAAGCAUGUCAACAUGCUUCUCAAGUUCUGGAAUUGCUCAAAUGUUUGUACAAACACUCAGCUGUAGAGCAGUACAUCAUCAAGGAUCUAGAGUCAUUGAUCCAGUUGCACGUAGCUGGCAAGACUGACGACCGACAAGAAUCGCCUGAACAUGGUAAUGGCGAUAGUCAACAGCCCCGCUUCGCUGUAACGGUUCGGAAGCACAAAAGCCUGGGCAUACAUAGUGUGCUACAACGAGCAGGAUUUGUUGACGAUAGUGCGGAGGCUGGGAUACCCUGCGAGCAACAUGCAACCCAGACUCAGUCAGCUGUCCCAGAUCCAGAUUUGAUCCGAGGAUCACACGAGAUGGAAACUCGGCAAGAAAUCGGCUCAGCCACCGACGGUCACCUGGGAUUAGACAUCCUGAUGCAAGCCGCUAUGGGACCCAGUCCAGGCGCACAACUGAUGGACAUCCCAAUUGAGCCUUUUAGUCUCGUUCCUUGGGAUGCACUAAACGAGUGGCCAUAUCAAAGUAGUUUUUCGCCGAGGUCCGAUGAGGACUACUUUUGA
Messenger RNA from Fusarium venenatum, 1659 nucleotides. Its product is annotated as alkaline-phosphatase-like protein. The record is from RefSeq and is a predicted model, not a curated record. Gene Ontology annotation, molecular function: DNA binding; zinc ion binding; N-acetylglucosamine-6-sulfatase activity. NCBI's taxonomy places the organism in Eukaryota, Fungi, Ascomycota, Sordariomycetes, Hypocreales, Nectriaceae. Gene Ontology annotation, biological process: DNA-templated transcription.